This is a messenger RNA of Amorphotheca resinae ATCC 22711, 1722 nucleotides long. RefSeq lists its product as hypothetical. The record is from RefSeq and is a predicted model, not a curated record. Bases 1 to 1722 code for a protein of 573 amino acids. Lineage: Eukaryota; Fungi; Ascomycota; Leotiomycetes; Helotiales; Amorphothecaceae. The transcript is spliced from 2 exons.
AUGGCGAAGCGGAUGCGAUUUUCAAAGAGCUCCGAGUACCAGCCCCUCGACAUCCACGACCACCAAGUUGAUCACAGCCGAUGGGAACUUUGCCGUGCUGGGAAGCUAUGGAAUGUCCGCCGCACGGAAUCAACAGAAUGGGGGUCACCACAUGCUGCUGCUGUGAGAGCCCUGGUCGAGACUGAGGUGACAGAGACAAAUAUCGAUCUUCUGCGCACCUUCCACCCUGCAUUUUCUAGCAGUGAAGGAGACUUGGUGAAACUUCUGUGCCGGCCUGACGAUUCGCGCGCAUGGGUUGUUUUUGAUGCCACGGAACCCAUUCCGUACACACGUGUUGGAGGUCUCCCCAUUCAUUCCAUGCCAACCUUUGAAAACUAUCCCAUCGGGGUCCUGAUCCCCGGAGGAUGGGCGCGUCGCGACCUGUUUCACCACUCCAUCAAUCCACGUCGCCUUCUCAGCAACGAAGACCUGGAUCGGUUUCGCUUGAUGUAUCCUCGGGCAUGCGGCGCAAGAGUCCUCCUAAGCGGUGUCAUUCAAGUUCUCUACCCUACAAGACAAGCCAUGAAUUCGGACUUGAAAGAAUACGUCUCCUAUAAGGCCGCGGGGAUACAAGUUUACUUCGACAUCAUGGACUGCCAGCCUUCCCAGACAAGUAUCGAGGUUGGCCAGUCUAUCAUAGCAGAUCCAAUUUCGCCGAAAUCAACAUCCUGCAUAGGAUUAAGAGUCAUUUUGCCUGAUAACAGCCCUGCUAUUACGACGGUAACGCACGGAUUUGUUCGCUGCCCAGGUGUUGCCGGUUUUGUCGGACGCACUGUGGACUACCUGUGGACGAUCAAAGAUGCACUGACGAGAUUUCAAACGGUAUCGCGCACCAGAUUUUCUCUACCGUACGUGGGCCCCCAGCAAACGCCAACAUCAAACACUUCACUGGGGAAGAAGGUGUGGCUUUGUGGCAAUGCCAAGCUUCUAGGAACGAUAUCCGCCACGUUCGAUUCGCCCAGCAAUUGCAAUCCGUACCCGGCUGGCUAUUCUCAUGACCUGUCGUUUAUCUCUGCGGCUUCAGACCGCAAAGAGGACCAGCUGCCCAGGGUCGACUCCCCAGCCGGGCUGCCCAAAGUCGAUGGGUGGGCUAGGGUUACCGAAGCUUUGGAGGGCAAGCCCUUGUUUAUUACCUCCACUGUGGCCUACUCAGAACGCGACACGAUUCACGGGGAGGUCCUAGAUGAGGGAACAAGGAAUCUGCUUCAGAAUCAUACGAAAGAGGUAGCGGCCGAAGGUACCCAGUACUCUUGGGACCGAGACACUUUAAGCCAAUCCGUUGCACUGCUUUGGCGCGUUGUCCCAGAUCCGAAAACCGUUGCCGCUGCCACGACAAAAUCCUUAAAACAGGACCUGGACAACUACGACCGCAGUGUUACUGGACACUCAGGUAGUGUCGUAUGUUUGGGCAAGCCGACAGACAAGACUGUUAAAGCCCUAGUAUUUCAAAACUUUCAAACAUGGCUUUCAGCAGGGGAAACAACAACUAUUGCAGGCGGAAAGACGUUUUCUAAACUGGUGGGCUUAAAGGGAGGAUUUGUGCUGCCUACUUUUCUCUACGACAAAUGCACUUUGGACCAUAAUAUUUGCGGCCUUCUAAAUACUGAGAAAAGAUUUGCUACCCUCCCUACCCACCGACAAUCAACAUCUUCUGGUCGCCGUAGCUUUUCUGCAGUGGUUUAA